Molecule: messenger RNA, 4144 nt
Organism: Thamnophis elegans (Western terrestrial garter snake)
Lineage: Eukaryota; Metazoa; Chordata; Lepidosauria; Squamata; Natricidae
Gene: ISY1
Product: ISY1 splicing factor homolog
Exons: 10
Coding region: 335-1339 (334 amino acids)
Biological process (GO): generation of catalytic spliceosome for second transesterification step; mRNA 3'-splice site recognition
Cellular component (GO): Prp19 complex; post-mRNA release spliceosomal complex; post-spliceosomal complex
Source: RefSeq, a predicted model, not a curated record
GCCUCGGGUUUUCAACAAGCAAAGGUUUUCCUUUUUCCUUGAGUUUUCUCCUAACUUCCUUUUUCAGGGAGCGGAUAGUUCUGUAGACUUCAGCCCGCCAAUUCCGCCAAGUUUUAGUUUUGGCUUCGCUACGUCAUGCAAUCACCGUCAUGGUUCACUCUUAGGCAUGAGAUGGCAUUUAAGGAAUUGGCCGAAAAACAAAUAUGGUAAAGCUGCUUGGAAAAUGCACCAGUCGGGGCUAGAAUGAGAGGCAAACACGAUGAAAUCGCUAAGCUAAGCAUAUCGGGACUCUUAUAUAAAAGCCGAUGUACGCUGUUAGCGCUUUUGCCUGUUCAUGGCCGCCUACGCAAACUGCAAUAGACCGGAAGUCGCUCUAAAGGAGUACAAGACAGAAGGAACUUACUGCUGUCGAUUACAAGUUAAAUCUCUUCCGGGUUAUCUUGGUUUUUUUUUUUUAAGAUACGUUUCCGGUGGUGUGUCGGGGCAACAUCGUGUUCUGCAGCGGUUGCAACCAUGGACUGCUUUGGCAAGGUUUCGCCAAGCUCAGCUAGAAGAAGGAAAACUUAAGGAACGAAGACCUUUUCUUGCAUCAGAAUGUAAUGAAUUGCCCAAAGCUGAGAAAUGGAGAAGACAGAUUAUUGGUGAAAUUUCUAAGAAAGUGGCCCAAAUUCAAAAUGCUGGUUUAGGUGAAUUCAGAAUUCGUGAUUUGAAUGAUGAAAUUAACAAACUCCUAAGAGAGAAGGGGCAUUGGGAGGUCCGAAUAAAGGAGCUGGGAGGACCUGAUUAUGCAAGAAUUGGCCCUAAAAUGCUUGACCAUGAAGGAAAAGAGGUUCCAGGAAACAGAGGUUAUAAAUACUUUGGAGCAGCUAAAGACCUACCCGGGGUUCGAGAGCUUUUUGAAAAAGAACCCCUUCCUCCACCACGGAAAACUCGAGCUGAACUCAUGAAAGCUAUUGAUGCAGAAUACUACGGCUACAGAGAUGAGGAUGAUGGUGUCCUGGAACCGCUGGAACAGGAACAUGAAAAAAAAGUUAUUGCAGAAGCAGUGGAAAGGUGGAAGGUAGAGAGAGAAGCGCAUCUUGCAAGAGGUGACAAGGAAGAGGAGGAGGAGGAGGAAAACAUCUAUGCAGUAAAUGACAAUGAGUCUGAUGAAGAAAAUGGAAUGAAAACAGACAGUGAGGAUAGUCAGCAGAAGUUUAUUGCUCAUGUCCCAGUACCAUCACAACAGGAGAUUGAAGAAGCUCUUGUCCGAAGAAAGAAGAUGGAACUUCUUCAGAAAUAUGCCAGUGAAGCUCUUCUGGCUCAAAGUGAAGAGGCUAAAAAACUUCUAGGAUUAUAGUAAUUGCCCCUUCUAUUUUUUAUAAUCUAAUUUGAUUCUAUAGAAUCAGUAUCUUCUUGAUUCUAUAGAAAUAAGACUUUGCGAGUUCUAGAAUGAAGAUGGUCAUUUUUUCCAAAAUACAUUUUAUUACACAUUUUUCACUCUAUCCUAAUUUAUGAGAGAGUAUUCAUUUUCAGUUUCCACCUUCAAUCUCUAAAUAGCUAGCUUGUUUUGAAUUUAUCUUUGUCCACCUAUUUUCCUUUUUUUUAAUUUUACCUUAGUAAUAACUGUUAAAUUAGAAAGUAACAUUUUGUAUGUUUUUGUACUUUUGUAUGUUUUUGUACUUUUGUACAAAAGUGUACAAAAGUGAUUUUGUAUCACUUCAGUAGAAUGUUGAGUAGGUUUUAGAAGAUUUAUUAUAUUUAAUUUUGUUUAUCAUGUGUGAAUUUGUAAUUGUCAAACAUUUCUACAUCUGUGGAACAGUAUUUAAUUUAGAGUUUUCAAGAACUGAAAUGUUCAAUAUUGUUAAUAUGGAACUAUGUAUUAUGCUACUGGAAAAAACACUCACUUGGCUGGGUUUUUGAAAUGCUGAAUAUUUCAGCAAAUAAAAUUGUAAAUACUUUUUAUAAAAAUCUCUCCUUUUUUUAGUAAAAUUUUAUGUAGAUUUAACUGUUUAUUACUUUUGUUAAAAACACAAAAAUUCCUCAGCUAUGAAUAUAAUAAUUUAUAAAUAUUAUGAAUUCUAGAAACAUGAGUAUCAACAAGAUGAUUAACAAAAAAAAAUCUCAAACACUAUGUAAAAUUUUGUGUGUGUGUGUAAAAAAUUUUUUUUUCCAGGAACAGUUUGGAGGUUUAUGAAUGUUUUUAUCAUAGGCUUUUUACAAUGAUACCUAAAUACAGUAUAUUAUUAUAUAAUUAGUCCAAGUUAUACAGCAACAUGGACUUUCUAUAAUGUAACCCAUUUUUCUACUACCAAAUUAACAAGUGUGAUGCUAAUAUUUAGCAAUUGUAAGACAGAACAAAACACUUUUAAAGUAUUAGUCAAAUCAGUCUUCAUAUACUGUAUAUCGUAUUACUGAUAAGAAUGGAAUAUUUAAAUACAUUUUAUAAAACCAUAGCUAUAUAUAAACUUGGAGCAAAAUUUCAAAACUUGGAAUAAGAGAAAAAUAAUAUAAGAUUAUAGAUUUUAUGAAGAUGCACCCAUUAGUGGCAAAGCAGACAUACUGUAAUUGGCAAAGCAAAUUCUUUAAAGUCUAAACCCUUCCCACCAUGAUAAGUGAGAUUGACACUAGAGAUUUACAUAUUUUGUAAAUAUGUACAAAAUACUUUUGUAUGUUUUUGUACUUUUGUACAAAAGUGUACAAAAGUGAUUUUGUAUCACUUCAGUAGAAUGUUGAGUAGGUUUUAGAAGAUUUAUUAUAUUUAAUUUUGUUUAUCAUGUGUGAAUUUGUAAUUGUCAAACAUUUCUACAUCUGUGGAACAGUAUUUAAUUUAGAGUUUUCAAGAACUGAAAUGUUCAAUAUUGUUAAUAUGGAACUACGUAUUAUGCUACUGGAAAAAACACUCACUUGGCUGGGUUUUUGAAAUGCUGAAUAUUUCAGCAAAUAAAAUUGUAAAUACUUUUUAUAAAAAUCUCUCCUUUUUUUAGUAAAAUUUUAUGUAGAUUUAACUGUUUAUUACUUUUGUUAAAAACACAAAAAUUCCUCAGCUAUGAAUAUAAUAAUUUAUAAAUAUUAUGAAUUCUAGAAACAUGAGUAUCAACAAGAUGAUUAACAAAAAAAAAUCUCAAACACUAUGUAAAAUUUUGUGUGUGUGUGUAAAAAAAUUUUUUUUUCCAGGAACAGUUUGGAGGUUUAUGAAUGUUUUUAUCAUAGGCUUUUUACAAUGAUACCUAAAUACAGUAUAUUAUUAUAUAAUUAGUCCAAGUUAUACAGCAACAUGGACUUUCUAUAAUGUAACCCAUUUUUCUACUACCAAAUUAACAAGUGUGAUGCUAAUAUUUAGCAAUUGUAAGACAGAACAAAACACUUUUAAAGUAUUAGUCAAAUCAGUCUUCAUAUACUGUAUAUCGUAUUACUGAUAAGAAUGGAAUAUUUAAAUACAUUUUAUAAAACCAUAGCUAUAUAUAAACUUGGAGCAAAAUUUCAAAACUUGGAAUAAGAGAAAAAUAAUAUAAGAUUAUAGAUUUUAUGAAGAUGCACCCAUUAGUGGCAAAGCAGACAUACUGUAAUUGGCAAAGCAAAUUCUUUAAAGUCUAAACCCUUCCCACCAUGAUAAGUGAGAUUGACACUAGAGAUAUGGAUGCACUAGACUAGUGAGUUUCAGAAAGAAGCUGGACAUUGCAAAAUCACUAGAACUUUCAAGCAAACUGUUGCAUUUCUCCGAAAAUGUAGUUUUGUAAUUUGAAAAGUGCUUCUGAACCUGAAUUUUUUGGGGCAUAUCUGGGGGACAGUGAUUGCCAAAAUACCAUUUUGAAAAUAAAUGUAUUCUACUCAUAACCAGAAACCACAUAAAUACAAUGUGUAGAACAGGAUGAUCUGUAUUACUAGGAAAAACAAAACUAAAUUGAAUCCUGUAAGUUUAAGAUCAUUUAGAAGUGCGUGUGAAAAAAGCAGGAAGAGAUAGACAAGGAUAUGCAAGUGCUGAAGGAAUGUGGGUUGAAUACAAAAGUGAGCAACCUCUGCACUAAAUACGAUGAGUUUGUUAGAUGCAUAAAAUGAAUGGAGACUGAGUCACAAAACAAAUGUAUGAAGAAAGAAUGGGUGAACUAAGGAGAAAAAGACUGAAACUUGGGAUUGGAUGAAGUUUAUCAGAACCUCAGAAAAA